Acanthopagrus latus (yellowfin seabream) is the source of this 1175-nucleotide messenger RNA. It is a transcript of the gene zcchc10, whose product is annotated as zinc finger, CCHC domain containing 10. The record is from RefSeq and is a predicted model, not a curated record. Lineage: Eukaryota; Metazoa; Chordata; Actinopteri; Spariformes; Sparidae. The transcript is spliced from 4 exons. Gene Ontology annotation, molecular function: zinc ion binding; nucleic acid binding. Bases 95 to 574 code for a protein of 159 amino acids.
CAACACCUCUGCCACUAGAGGGCAGUGGCUGCAUUAAGGCUGCCGGAAGUCCGCACUGCUCCGAUACCAACGAGGAAGAAAAAAGUAGUGCAACAUGGCGACUCCCAUGCAUAGACUAAUAGCCAGACGACAAGCGGAGGCAAACAAACAACAUGUCCGCUGCCAGAAGUGUUUGGAGAUGGGACACUGGACCUAUGAAUGCACAGGGAAGAGGAAAUAUGUGCACAGACCAUCAAGAACGACUGAGUUGAAAAAGAAACUCAAGGAGAAUGAAAACAAACCCCUCAGCAUUACUGGACCAGGAAACGAAGGCACCAGUGAAAAGAAAGUGAAAAAGAAGGCUAAAGACACCAGUGACAGCAGCAGUGAUUCAGACGGCUCCUCCAGUGACUCAUCGUCAGACAGCAGUGACUCUUCCAGCUCCUCUUCAGAUGACAGCGACAGCAGCAGUGACAGCGACAGCUCUUCUUCAUCCUCCUCUUCCUCCUCCUCUUCAUCCUCUGACAGCUCAGACUCAGGAAGCAGCAGCGAUUCAGAUCAGGGACCUCCAAAGAAGAAGAAGAAGAAGAAAUAAACAAAUUCACUGGAGUCGGAUUUUCCUGUUGUUGUUUGUUUCCCAAAGUAAUUUUAGCUAUCCACAUUUCUAUUCCUUUUGCUCAGAUCUGAUAGGACACCUUCAGGAACCCUACAGUUGCAUAUUGCUUAUAUGGUUUUAGCAAAAAUGAAGAUCAGAAAGAAGAUAUUAUCAGGUUUUGUUUUCAAAACUUAUCUCCCUCGUUUCUUCUAUUGAUGUGAUACUUUCUCAUGUUUUUAGGUCUGCUGAGGAUAAAAAAUUUAGAUAUGUGAGGAAACUAAUGUGCACAUUCAUGUUGAAUUUGUGAUUUUGUACUAAAGUAUAUUUUUAGUCAAACUCGAUCUGUACAGCUGACAACCUUCAGAAAGCAACACUUAUCUAGUGCUGAGAAGACAUUGAUGAGACCUUUUUGAUGAGACUGUAUAAAAUUUCUGUUUCUUAAUUUUUUAAUUAGACGUUAAAAGGUCUCCUUGCUGUGUUACUGCAGUUGCUUGUAUUCGUUGUAAAAUAAACAUUACUUUCUUUUGUUUUUAAGACUCUUGCAUAUUUACUAUUGUAACAUGUUGUUUUUAACUGGACAUAAACACAUUGUGACAAACAA